Molecule: messenger RNA, 1390 nt
Organism: Photinus pyralis (common eastern firefly)
Lineage: Eukaryota; Metazoa; Arthropoda; Insecta; Coleoptera; Lampyridae
Gene: Rrp45
Product: exosome complex component RRP45
Exons: 4
Coding region: 123-1211 (362 amino acids)
Biological process (GO): U4 snRNA 3'-end processing; TRAMP-dependent tRNA surveillance pathway; exonucleolytic trimming to generate mature 3'-end of 5.8S rRNA from tricistronic rRNA transcript (SSU-rRNA, 5.8S rRNA, LSU-rRNA)
Cellular component (GO): nuclear exosome (RNase complex); cytoplasmic exosome (RNase complex)
Source: RefSeq, a predicted model, not a curated record
UCCCCAUACUAAACAUCGGAAAAAACCUGUACCUAUAUGAAAAAACACGGCAACCCUGUAAUACAAAUUGUUGGAUAUCCUAACCUGAUGUUUGUUUUGCUUUUCCAAUUUUCAUUCAAAGCAUGGCAAAGUUUCGUGAAAAUUUAAUAACAAAUUGCGAAAAAAAGUUUAUCAUAAAGAAUUUAGAGGACCACACGCGUUUAGAUGGAAGAGCCUUUGACGAAUUCCGAGAGCUAUCCAUUGACUUCGGUCGUGAUUGGGGAUGCUGUUACGUAUCGUUAGGUAAAACACGUGUCUUAGCGCAGGUGUCUUGCGAAAUCCAGAGGCCAAAAUCAUCGAGACUAAGUGAGGGUAUUCUCAGUAUAAAUGUCGAAUUAAACCCUUUGGGCGCGUCACAUUUCGAAUCCGGUCGCAAUUCCGAAUUGCAAGUUGUCAUGAAUCGAAUUUUAGAGAAGUGUGUUAAAGAUUCAAGAGCGGUCGAUAUGGAAUCCUUGUGUAUUAAAAUAAAUGAAAAGGUGUGGGCGUUUAGGGUCGAUAUUAAUAUACUGAAUCACGAGGGGAAUUUGCUAGAUUGUGCGUCUAUAGCAUUGCUGGCAGCGUUGGCACAUUUUCGUCGACCUGACGUCAGUUGUGAUGGUGAGGAGACUAUUGUGCAUUCGUAUGCAGAACGGGAUGCUAUUCGUACGGUUAUACAUCAUUAUCCUGUUUGCAUUACUUAUGCACUUUUCAAGGAGGGCACUGUCGUUUUGGCCGAUCCUACUCUGCUAGAGGAGGGAGUCGCCGAUGCUAGUUUAAUUCUAGGCAUAAAUAGUUACAAGGAGGUUUGCACUUUGCAUUUGGGUGGGAAGGCAUUAAUGGAUCCGGAAAAUAUACUUAAAUGCACUUCGAAAGCAGCUCAUCGUGCUAGUCUACUUGUAACAGAGAUUAAAACAGUGCUGAAACAAGAUGACGAGAGGCGAGUACAGGGUCAAAUUAACAGCUUCCAAAGUUUCAAGCAUGCUCAAGGUACAAAGUCAUUGGAUACUCUCACAAAGUAUUUGGAUCAGUGGUCAGUGCAGAAGAGGAAAAGGGAUUCAAAACGGAAAAAUACUGAGAAUGGUACUGUGCAACCGUUAGGCAAAGGAUCGGCUGUCCUCUUGCCUGUAGAAGAUGAUGGUGCAAAGAGUUGGAAACCAAGUAGUGAUGAAAAUGAAUCGGACUCGUGCAGUUAAUAGUUUAUUCAACAUUUUAGUUCUUAUUGCCAGUAAAAUAUUUUAUAAAAUUUAAUUUUUAAAAUUAUAUUAUAAACGGUUUAUAAGAAAUAUUAAGUUGUAUCGCCGGUAAUACCAUUUUUUUGAUCCAGUUUGUUACUGUUGGUUUUAACUGUGUAAAUAAAGAACGUCAGGACAUC